Molecule: messenger RNA, 1638 nt
Organism: Hyla sarda
Lineage: Eukaryota; Metazoa; Chordata; Amphibia; Anura; Hylidae
Gene: MOGAT2
Product: monoacylglycerol O-acyltransferase 2
Exons: 6
Coding region: 413-1492 (359 amino acids)
Biological process (GO): triglyceride biosynthetic process; diacylglycerol biosynthetic process
Cellular component (GO): endoplasmic reticulum membrane
Molecular function (GO): diacylglycerol O-acyltransferase activity; 2-acylglycerol O-acyltransferase activity
Source: RefSeq, a predicted model, not a curated record
UUUUUAUUUAUUGUAAUUUAUGUUUCAUUUCCCUCUUUUUUCAAGAUCUCUGCUUGCUGUCAGUAAAUGUAAGUAUUCAUAUUAUGAAUCCAAACCUGAAAAAAACCCAUCCAGACCUGUUGCAUGGAGGAGCUGAGGGUUCGUUUCAGUUGUAGACAAUCCUCUGUGAGGACAAUAGCCUAAUACAUUUUAACCUGCACUGAUACAUUGUAACAAACCAGCAAUGGUCAGGAAAGAGAUUUGUGUUCCUGCUGUGGGCACUGAUGGGUUAACCAGAUAAGUUGUAUCAGUGAGUGAUGAUAAGUUUGUGCUUAGUUGACAGAUCGGGGUCUGGUCUAGUAUAUCGUAUAAUGUCCAGGCUGAUAGCGGUGACACACUGAUCACAGCAGGGCGACGUUCACAUUGCAACACCAUGUCUGGUAUCAGGCAGACUUUGAUCCCCAAUACCCAGGCUGCAGGAAAUCCUUCUCCGUGCACUCACAGCAUGGCGAUUGAAUUUGCCCCACGCUCCGUCCCCUUAGAGCGGAGGCUGCAGACGGCGGCCGUGGUCCAGUGGGUGUACUCCUUCCUGGCUCUGGCUCAGACCUGCAUCCUCCUGUUCUUCAUCCUCCUCUUCACCCGCUUCUGGGUUAUCAGUGUCCUGUAUGGGGUCUGGUGGUUCAUAGACUGGGACACCCCCAACCAGGGGGGCAGGAGGGGCCGCUGGCUGCAGAGGAGCGCGGUGUGGAGAUACCUCCGGGACUACUUCCCUAUAAAGUUGAUUAAGACAGUAGAUUUGGAUCCAAGUAGAAACUACAUUUUCGGGUUCCACCCACACGGGGUCCUCAUCGCCGGAGGUUUCGCAAAUUUUUGCACCGAGGCCACUGGAUUUUCUGACCUGUUUCCGGGAAUCUCAUCGUACCUCCUGAUGUUGCCGCUCUGGUUCCGAGCACCAUUUUUCAGGGACUAUAUUAUGAGUGGUGGAUUGAUCCCGUCAGACAAGGAGAGCGCCACCUACUUGCUGAAACAAAAAAAUAGUGGAAUCGCCGUUGUCAUCGCCGUGGGCGGAGCCGCUGAAUCCCUGGACGCACGACCUGGCGCUUUUACCAUAUUGCUGAAAAACAGGAAAGGGUUCAUUAGACUCGCCAUCGAAAAUGGGGCUUACUUGGUCCCAGUUUUUUCAUUUGGGGAAAAUGAACUUUUUGACCAAGUGGAGAACCCGAAAGGAUCAUGGCUGAGGGCGAUCCAGGAGAAGCUGCAAAAAGUCAUGGGUGUGGCGUUACCCCUGUUCCACGCUCGGGGGGUCUUUCAGUACAGCUUUGGCCUGAUGCCGUAUAGAAGACCGAUCAACACAAUUGUUGGGAAGCCGAUCCCAGUGGCAGAGAAUCCGCACCCAUCCAAUGCUGAAGUUGACCGGUUGCACGAGUUGUAUAUGGAGAAACUUUCUGAACUUUUUGAGGAGCACAAAUCCCGCUAUAACGUUGCGGCCGACAAACACCUGACAUUCGCAUAAUGGACGCUGUGAUUCCUGCCCCGAUCUCUUAUUAUUUCCUAAUUUCUGUCUUAAUUUUGACGCUGUAGAAAUAUCCAGUAAUUGAUAAUAGAUCAGCAAAAGUUAAGAGAAUCAACAAUUUUCUCAAUCAAUUCUAAAUAUUUAUU